Molecule: messenger RNA, 2940 nt
Organism: Caenorhabditis auriculariae
Lineage: Eukaryota; Metazoa; Nematoda; Chromadorea; Rhabditida; Rhabditidae
Source: the annotation of a GenBank genome assembly
AUGCUGUUUCUCGACGAUUUUCUGGAAAGUAAGUUUCAACUAUAAUUAACUGAGUGUAAAGCAUUUUUAGUGCUCGAGGAGCUCCCUCAGGAGCUGCACGACCGCGGACUCGAUAUGAAGCAACUCGACGCGCAGGUCGAAUGUAAGUUCUUGCUCAAAUAUUUCUUCACCCAAACUACAUUUCUAGUGGGAACUAAACGCAAUCGUGAGGCAACUAACGAUUUUUUCGCCAACGGCCUUUCAAUGAGCGAAGAGGAACGCGCGAUUCGCUAUAAAAUCCUCCAAAGAGUGAGCUCAGCUUAUUUUUGUUCAGAAGCUUCAAAAAAGCAAUUUCUCAGGAAUACGCUAGACUUCGUGAGCUCGCCGAGGAAAAAAUUGCGUUAGCUGAGCGAAUGCAGGUAAAUUGUCUACAAGAUCAACUUGCUUCGAAUGCUGAAAUAAUCAAGUCAAAAGUAUAAUCUCAACUCGUCUUAGGACUUGAUAAACAAGUACGCGAAUCAUCUGGAAAAAGAGAAGACUCACUUUCCAACUGGAAAUGGAGGCCGAUAACCCCGGCGUGACUGAAACCAUCGAAAAACGUGUGAAUUGUCAGUUUCCGCUCAUCCUAUUUUGCUGAAUCUAGGAUAUGCGGAGUACGUGGAGAGCAUGCUUGCGAUGAGAAAAGAACGAAAGAGAAAGCAUACGACAAACGGAUCCGCCGAUUUCUCCGAACAUUUGAACGGAAACGCCGACUUUUCCAAGGAACACGCAGACAAGAUUCAUAGGUUGCUUAUUUUUUUUUUCGGAAGGAAGCAAUUAAUUUUUCUCAGGAUACUCAACGACGGCUCAGUCAGCAAACUUGUCAAAAACGAAUUUUUCGAUGACUUGGUAAUUUUUUUUUCUCUUUCUGAUGUCUUUUGAUACGAAAUUUUUAGUUUCCAAUGUUCAAUUGAUGGAAACAGACCCAAAAAGAUUCAAUUUUUUUGAAAUUUUUUUACAUCUAUUUUUUUCCUUUUUUUGUGUCAAAGGUUUGGAUUUUUUUAUUCUUGUAAACUCAUUAGGAGAGCGUUUUUCCUAAUCAUGUAGUUCUUUUUCCUUUAGAAGUUUCUUUCGAAUACAUUUUGAAAUGGAAGACUUUGAGACGUCGAACGGAACUCCAGUGCCGUCGCCAGCCCCUCGCGGACGACCUCCCAAGUCUUCGCUGAUGCUGAGUUCAGCUUUGGUGACGCCUUUGGCCGAAGACGGGCCGCUCUCGACUCCCGGCCGCGUGGGUCACAUGGUCCAUACCCUUUCUUGUGCUUGUCCCGUCAUUCUCACUUCUUCUCUUUACUUUUCUUCCGAAGUUUCCAUUUCCGACUGUUUCAGCGGCGCUCCAAUGCCGGCAACCUCCGUGGUUCUGUCCACAUCCCCUCGGUCAACGGCGGCGUUUCUUCUACGCGAAUGUCGCCUGCAGUCUCCGAAAAGAGCUGGUCGGCUACCUCAGGCGCCGUCGACGAUUCUUCUAGUUUUGGAGCCGUGAGUAUUUGUAGAGUCUUCAAAAAAUUGGUAUACGGUUUCCUUUGAGGUUCUCCCAAGGGUGAUUAAACCUCGUGGGACAUUGCCUGGUGAGAAUUAUUUUUCUGUCUUUCCAGAACUUCUCCAUGGGACCGCCGUCCACGCCAAAUACAAUGCCAACUUUCGUCGGAUCUGAAAGUCGUCAUGGGCGUCCGAGGAAACUGACAACGCGCGUGCAGGAAAUGUUCAAAGAAGCCGUCCAACGACAGCGGCACCAUCAUCAUUCGUCGCCUAUGCUCACUACGCCUCAGCCGGCGACCGAAGAAGACGACGAAGAAGGUCGUUGUUUCUGUUUCGGCUUGUCGAACCUCGUCUUCCAGGCUCUUCUGACGACGAGGACGGCGAGGACACGCGACGUUGGUGUUUCUGCAGCGAGAAGAGUUACGGCGACAUGGUAGCCUGUGAUAACAAAAGUGUACGACUUCUUUUUCCCCUUCUAUAGAUUUUUCAAAACUAUUUCAAGUUUUCUUUGACUUCAAAGUUCUAAAUAUUUUUUGUUUAGCGGUCUUGAAAAUUUCAAAUAAGUUGCUUUCUGAAUUAUUUUCUCAGAAAAGAUACAUGGGUUCGCUUUAAAAAUCAAAAAGUAUUUUUCUAAUUGAUACUCAAUCUUUUUUUCUCGGCGCUCAAGAGUGCACUGAUGAGGUUUUUUUUUUUUGCCUUCUUUCUAAAUACUUCGAGUUCAUGCAUAAUAAAAAGUAAUCGACUUCAGCAUUCGCCUGAAGAAGUUAAUCACUUUUGAAAAUAUUGAUACAUUGGAUUUUUCGUAGAACUCAAAAUAUAUAUAUUAAAAAAAAGAAGAAGACCCAAUUGUACUAAAUUAUUGAGUUUUUUUGUUGCCCAAUGUAAAAUUCACGUUCAAAAAGAAAGGAACAGUAAUUUACUGAAAAAAAUCUUCUGAUAUAAGUUUCUAGGAGUCUGCCCUAAAACUUUUUCAGUAACUAGUAGAUAGUCCCUCUAAAAAAGAUAACUGUUAAGCGCCAUACAUCUUCUAGCGGAAAAAAAAAUAAUAAAGCAGAAUGUUCCUAUUAAUGCUUUUUUCUGAAUCUUUUUUUUCUAUAAAAAAAAAGUGAAAAGAGAAAAAAAUGAACCAAGAAAAGCAUUUAGAGGUCGGAAAAAAAAAUGAAAAGCUAAAACUUCAUAAAACAGUGAGAAGAAAAGCAUUGUGUUUUUAGAGAAAAACGAGGUUUUGACACCAAAAAAGCUAUCAAACAACUAUAUUCGUUUUUUUCCUGCUUGUGAAAAUUUAUAAAAAAAUUUGGCCAUUUGGACGGUCUGCAGUGUCCCUACCAGUGGUUCCACUACCCGUGCGUCGGCAUAACGGCACCUCCACGAGGUCGUUGGUUCUGUCCGCGUUGUCAGCCGGCGCUCGACGCCGAUGCCUCUGCCGAAGUCUCCUCCGCUCUUUGA